Messenger RNA from Procambarus clarkii (red swamp crayfish), 435 nucleotides. NCBI's taxonomy places the organism in Eukaryota, Metazoa, Arthropoda, Malacostraca, Decapoda, Cambaridae. The record is from RefSeq and is a predicted model, not a curated record.
AUGCGAUAUACUCUUCGAGAGGACGGGCUAACGCCUCUACCACGCCCACACGCCCACCCUCUACCACGCCCUCACGCCCACCCUCUACCACGCCCUCACGCCCACCCUCUACCACGCCCUCACGCUCACCCUCUACCACGCCCUCACGCCCACCCUCUACCACGCCCACCCUCUUCCACGCCCACCCUCUACCACGCCCUCACGCCCACCCUCUACCACGCCCUCACGCCCACCCUCUACCACGCCCUCACGCCCACCCUCUUCCACGCCCUCACGCCCACCCUCUACCACGCCCUCACGCCCACCCUCUACCACGCCCUCACGCCCACGUCGCCACGCCCACACUGGGGAAAUUUGGCCACCUACUCUUGGCACUGGGUGUUACUUCCUUCCCAGUGCCGUUGCAUCAGUAGAAAUAGACCACAGGUCGGGUGA